AUGUGCAUCAUCAAAGCACGCCUUGCUUCCAACAUUUUACCUCGUGAACAGUCCUCUGAGAAUGCCGCUCAACGGGCUGAAGAGCUUCAAGAAACGGAUGGCAACUUUUUCGAGAAUUUCACGGCGUUGUCAUGGAAACAAGAAAACAGGAGGCUUCAAGCAGCUCGGGAGGAUGAGCUGCAAAAGGAUAAACCACCUCCAUCGGAGUGCGAUAUCGGCAUUGAGGUUGUACCUUACAAGAUCGGAAGGAAAGAGUGGGAAGAACUAUACAUAGCCGUCCUGUACACAAUCAAGCACAAGUUGGGGGCCAACAGCAAAGGUUAUUCUGUAUAUGCCGAAGAUCUUUAUGAAUAUGCACAGGAAGCCUUCUGUAUGUCUGAUGAAGACCACAAGAGGUUUUUGAGCAUUGCGCAAGACGAAAAGCCUCCAAUUCUUGUUCUCAAUGUGACCGUCGUCGAAGCUCAAGGACUCGAAGCUAAAGAUCCUAAUGGAUUCAGCGAUCCGUAUUGCAUGCUUGGUAUUCAGCCAGCUAAUACCUACCUGGAACGACGGAACAGUUCCGACGAAGAGUUCAGUUCCAGUGGCAGCAUGAAAGGAAGCCCUCGUCGUCAGGGGGGACUGAAGAAGCUGGGGGCCUCUCUCAAGCGCAAGGACCGCAUCCGCAGCAACAGCAUCUCGGACACCUUGCCAGCCAAGUUCAUCCGCACGACAUCUGUCAAACCCCAGACUCUCAAUCCCCGCUGGAACGAGAAAUUUAGACUGGACAUAGAAGAUAUUCGAACAGACAGGUUGCAUCUGGACAUCUGGGAUCAUGACGAUGAAUCAUCAGUCUUUGAUGCAGCCAGGAAACUAAACGAAGUAUCAAGUUUGAAAGGACUUGGCAGGUAUUUCAAACAAAUCGCGCAGUCCGCCCGAACAAGCACAGGUGAAAAUAUUGAUGAUUUCUUGGGGUGUGUUAACAUUCGAUUAGAGGAUGUUCCUUCUGCGGGACUUGACUGCUGGUUCUCCUUGGAAGGGCGAACGGAACGCUCCAGUGUCCAAGGGAAGAUCAGGCUCAAGUUGUCUCUGAGCACGCGGGAGGACGAAGAUGCCGACGCUGAGGACGACAACUGGAAGGAAGUUGUCGAACACCAAGAGCUGCUUUGGGUCUUCAUACAGCACGAACUGAAGCAGCAGCUCUUCCCGAGUUACGAGUGGGCGGGAGAUCUUCCACAACCGGCAUUGACCAUUUUGCACCAGCAUGCAAUUCAGGGUGAUAUCACAGAGCUUCAGCAGACACUCUGUCGUUGGACCAUGUACAGCAAGCAGCUGAUGGAAGUGCCUCUGGACUAUGCCUUACUUUAUCAGCUGCUGGAUGAUUUGAGCAGAGCUUGGGGGGAUCAAGAAAACCCACUUUCAAGGGAUGAGGAGGCUGCAUUGGCUGAGGCAUUCAACCAUUUCUUGGAUUUUGGGUUGAAACUCUUGCAAAAGCACCGAGACUUAUUCCCACCAGGAAACACCCUUGCUCAGCACAAACUUACUAACUUGCUCAAGUGUCUCGCAGCACUGCACGGCCUAAGAGCAUUCAAAUGGUGCUGUCCUUUCCGGCAUGAUCUUCACGUCGAAAUAACCAAUAGUUUAAAGAAAGGAACUUUAGACUGGUUUAACACCCAAAUGGCGCAGGCAGAAGCUCUACAGAAAAAGGACACCAAAUGGUCACUCAGGAGUCUCAUUGAUUUAAUCAAUACCAUGAACAAUGACGUCUACAAAGGUCACGCUUACUACAAUGAAGAAUUCGAAAGUGUGUCGGGCGUGUCGUAUUCAGUCGUGAUCUACAAGCAACUGGAAAAAAUGGUUGGUGAUGUGUUAGGCUGCCGGAUUCAAGAAGCUUGUAGUACUGUUGGGAUGGAUAUGGAUGACAGUCCUGAAUCAGAAUAUAUGGUUACUGCCACUGCAAUGUUUGAACUGUACAUGGCUCUUCAAGAAUUCAUCAAGUUCAAGGAAAAUAUUCCGUUAGAGGAAAAGAAAAAUUUGACCAUGGUUAACUAUCAUUUGUGGUUUAAGGAUGCAGUAAACCAUUGGUUUGUUGUAGCGAAAUCAAAAUCUCAGAUAAGAUUGCGGAAAGCAGUGGAAUUAGACAAGGUUGAGUUUUUAGAUAAUUAUGUGAAGCAUAGUACAUCAGCAGUUGAUACAGCCACUUGUUUCGUUCAGAUAAAAGAGUUCUGGCGUCAGUUGUCAUGGCCUGAUGCAGCUGGUGCAUUUACUUUUGUGAUGAAAGUCAUUGAGAUCAUUUGCGAAGGAACCAUUUAUUACUCCAAGUUGUGCCAACAAAAGCUUCAGAAGAUAACCGAAGCUGAUCCGCAGAAAGAUGUCACCGAACAAUUGUGCAUUACAGUGAACAACAUUGAGUACGUGCUGCAGACGUUAAGACCAUUGGAGGAAGAGUUGAGUGUUGAGCAGAUCAUCAAAGCGCUCAACCUUAACCAAGGAGGAUGCACGGCCAAUCAGUGCCGGGAGACCAUUUACGACAUGUUGAACAAAUCUGAAGAUGAAGUUACAGGCAUCAUCUUCACUAUUAUCUGUGGAAUGGUGGAAAAGCUACGUCCUGACAUGAAAAAAUUUGUUUUCCAUUUGGCCUGGGCUCCAGAAAAAUUAGAUGCUGAAAACGCGAUCCGUCCACUACUGGAAAACCUGGAUACAACUCUACGCAACCUUUACAACAACCUGUUGCAGGCGAAUUUCGAUCGUUUGCUGGACAUGAUGUGGACCGUACUUAUGCACGAGCUGAUGGAAACCACUCAAAGUAACAUUGGUAAAGAGAAACUUGCAUUUUUUGAUCGUCUGUACUCUUCCUUGACGAUUCUGGUCGAUUUCUUCCAUGGAAGUGGCAAAGGACUACCUCUGGAUUGUAUCCAAAAUGCUCCUUACCAGGAUCUCUUCCACAUGUUGAAAUUACAGAAAUCCGAAACCUUACAUUUAAUAGAAUUGUACACACUUCAGAGAUUAGAAGAACAGCAAAAAACAGAAAGCCCUACAUAUGGAAUUCUGACGGUUAAAGCAUCUUACAAUCCAUCUGCUGAAAGUCUACACGUAGAUAUCUUAAAUGCCAGAGAUCUACUGCCAUUGGAUCCUACAGGAUUCAGCGAUCCUUUUGUGAUCAUAGAGCUUGUUCCUCGACAUUUUUUCCCCAACUGUGUUAAACAAAGAACAAAGGUGCAGAAAAAGACAUUAUACCCACUCUUUGAUGAAGCUUUCGAGUUCCACGUGCCGUACGAGCAGCUGAACCGUGAGGGUGCGGGGCUGUGCUUCAGCGUGAUGGACCACGACAUGGUGACGAAGAACGACUUCGAGGGGGAGGCCUUCAUUCCGCUCUGCAACGUCAAGCACGUCGAAGGGGACAACGAGGCACUUGAGGUCAGACUCACCGAAAUAUGCCUCAUACACCCCAACGACAAAAAUGAAAUUAUCGUUGCUUUAGCAGCUAGAGCGUGGGACAAGGACGCUCAAGAUUUUGUAAAGAACCUUAAACACAGACGAAGGAAACAUCCUGAAUUGGGCGAAGAUGAAACAGAGGAAGAAAAUUGAUAGCUUUAAAUUAAUACCAAAAUCUAAUUUAUUGUAAGUGAGAC
Molecule: messenger RNA, 3608 nt
Organism: Uloborus diversus
Lineage: Eukaryota; Metazoa; Arthropoda; Arachnida; Araneae; Uloboridae
Gene: unc-13-4A
Product: BAI1-associated protein 3-like
Exons: 33
Coding region: 1-3564 (1187 amino acids)
Source: RefSeq, a predicted model, not a curated record